UGACGUCUCCAGCGUCAGGUCCGGGCUCGAGGUUGCCCCAGCAACUCACAGGAUGGACCAAUGAUACUGGGGGGGGGACAGACCCGUCAGCUCGUCCUCCUUUAAAACCUUCGUGCGUCCUGAGCGCGCGGCCGGCGAAGAGGACACUUAAACACUGUCUGAAGCUGCACACGUGCGUCUCUGCUGUGUCGCAUGUGAGCACGCGCAGUCUCCUUCCUUUGCGCGUCUCCUCGCUGUGGACCACGGGGGUGUUGGAGGAGUCUCGUCUCGUGAUGGGACACGGCCGCUGUCAUCUUCCGCGAGGAUGAGCCACAGAAGCAGCCCCGCGCGAGCGCACGACUUCCUGCUGAAGUUCCUGCUGGUGGGGGACAGCGACGUGGGGAAGGGAGAGAUCCUCGCGAGCCUGCAGGACGGAGCCAGCGAGUCCCCGUAUGGAUACAACCUGGGAAUCGACUACAAGACGACCACCAUCCUUCUGGAUGGGAGGAGAGUCAAGCUGCAGCUCUGGGACACGUCUGGUCAGGGACGGUUCUGCACCAUCUUCAGAUCGUACUCCAGAGGAGCACAGGGAGUGAUCCUGGUGUACGACAUCACCAACCGCUGGUCAUUUGAUGGGAUCGACAGGUGGAUCAAAGAGAUAGACGAGCAUGCUCCAGGGGUGCCCAAGAUCCUCGUGGGGAACCGCCUGCACCUGGCCUACAAGCGGCAGGUGACCACGGAGCAGGCGCAGGUGUAUGCGGAGAAGCUGGGCAUCACCUUCUUCGAGGUCAGUCCGCUGUGCAACUUCAACAUCACCGAGUCGUUCACCGAAUUGGCUCGCAUCGUGCUGAUGAGGCAUGGCAUGGAGCGACUGUGGAGGCCCAACAGAGGUUCCUCAGUGCUGAGUCUGCAGGACUUGUGCUGUCGCUCCAUCGUCUCCUGUACUCCGGUCCACCUGGUGGAUAAACUCCCGCUCCCUGCCGCUCUGAAGUCCCACCUGAAGUCCUUCUCCGUGGCCAACGGCCUCAACGCCCGCAUGAUGCACGGACGCUCCUACUCCGUCACCGCCAGCGCUCACCAUGGCGCCACUAAGAGGACGGGCGGCGCGCUGCUGAAGAAACACAAACUCACCCGGCCGCCGCUCAGCCCGCCUGCACAGAGCUGCAGGAACAGCUGUAAAAUAUCCUAACGGCCGGACGUGUCCGUGAACGCACCGUCACCUGUUUCAUGUUUUAUAAAACCUGAGAAGUAUGGAUGGAAAAAUUAAUCAUAACUCAUUAAAUUAAUUAAUAUGCCAACAAAUGUACCAAAAAUAAUAAUAAAAAAUGAAUUUAGGCAUUAAUUAUUCGUCAAAUGUGACAUAAAUUGAUAUUUCUGUUUUAUUUUUCUUUAUUUAGUAUCCAUUGUAUUAAUCCCCCUAUUUAUUUAUUUACUUUCCUUUUUCCUUUUUAUUCAUUUUUAAUAAUUUUUGCAUUUAUUAUUCAUUUACAAAACAAAAGUAUUUUAAAUGUAUGAAGAAAUGUAAAAACAAAGAAAAUACAGAAGAAAUAGGGAAAUAAACGAGGGGAAAAUGCAAAGGGAAAAUAAUAAAUAAAUAUAUAAAUAAAUAAAUACAUCAAAGAACAUUUAAAUAAAGAAUCGGGAAAAGAAAAUAGGAAAGUAAGUAAAUAGAUAGUAAGUAGAUAAAUGAAACAUGAAUAAAACAAAUGUCAAUUUAUGUCACAUUUUAUUAAUUAAUGCGUACAUUUAUGUUUUUUAAUGACAUAUUAAUUAAUGUAUUGAGUUAUUGAUUCAUUUGAGAUUUUGUUCCUGUUCUGUAUCUGAAACAGAAAUAUGAAGUCUUUAUAGUCCUUUAUACGUCAGCUGAAACAUUACAGUUUUACAUUUUACACAUGAAACUGAUUGUACAGGAACAAACGUUCAUCCCGUUUCCAGCUUUCCUCACACACACGUUCCAGAAGCGUUACUUCUGCACGUGUCUGGAGACGGAGUGUCAGCCAUUAGAAAAAGGAUAUAAAUCAUUUAAAGUCAGAUUUUUGUACAUGAACAGCAGAAGAAGUCAAACUCUCAAAUCUGUUCAAACCGGCUGUUUGGUGACGUCUGUCGUGUUUCUGGGCUCGCUGUCAGCAGGAAACCCCGUCAAAAUAAAAGAGCGAGGACUUCUCCUUUCUUGUUUUAAAAAAAAGUUCAUCAGUUCAGAAGUGUCAGCGCCGCUGUUGGGAGAAACAUCUGAGGGUCGGGGAUAAGGGGAUCAAGUUCUAAUAAUAUUACAAAGAAUUUAUGAUUUAAAAACAAAUAAUGAAAAAAGGUGAUGAAACAUCCACAUGUUGCUGUAUUAGGAGAUAUUAAGUAUAAACUGCGACUUUUAUCUCGUAACGUUGUCUUAAUAUCUGUGAAGACAUUUAUUUUGUACAAAUGACUCUAAAUAUUUGUAAGUUUUUUCCCUAACUGUGGCCUUAUUAACACUUAUUAUUACUCUUAUUAUUGAUGUAUAAAUGCAGAUUCACAGUCCUGCAGCUUCCUCUUCAGGAUGUUUUCUACACACACACACACUCUCUCUCACACACACACACACACACACACACACUGUACAUACAGGCACUUUGGACUCUGUAUUUUUGCACAAUGUACUAACUCCAUGAACACACUGAACAGCUGCUUUAAUGUACAAUAUUUGUACGUAUUGUAAAUGAUAAAUGAUAACCUGUGGGUUUGUACCUGUUUUCAGUGUAAAGUGACAUUAUAUUGUUAUUUUAUAUUAUGUGACAGAGGAGGUCACUGGACAGAAAGUUGUUGUCUUGCACUGUUUAUUAAUGUAUGUAUGUAAUGGAGGUGAAAUAAAAAGAUAUAUUAUUUAUAUAGUAAGUAAGUCAAACAUUUUAUUUGGAUGUCAUUAUUUUGUCUUAACAUAUUCUGAAAAUUACAACUGUCUUGUAAAUGGAAAACAUUGUUCUUAAAUACAAAGAUUUA
Cottoperca gobio is the source of this 2949-nucleotide messenger RNA. RefSeq names its product RAB40B, member RAS oncogene family (gene rab40b). The transcript is spliced from 6 exons. Gene Ontology annotation, biological process: intracellular signal transduction. NCBI's taxonomy places the organism in Eukaryota, Metazoa, Chordata, Actinopteri, Perciformes, Bovichtidae. The record is from RefSeq and is a predicted model, not a curated record. The coding region runs from base 305 to 1168 and encodes 287 amino acids. Gene Ontology annotation, molecular function: GTPase activity; GTP binding.